Molecule: messenger RNA, 474 nt
Organism: Diversispora eburnea
Lineage: Eukaryota; Fungi; Glomeromycota; Glomeromycetes; Diversisporales; Diversisporaceae
Source: the annotation of a GenBank genome assembly
AUGUUCACAAAUAAUUUAUUAGUAAGUAAAAGUGUAAGCUCUGUAGCCACUGCUACUGAUACGGUUCCAGAAAAAUUUAAUGAAGAAGCGAGAUGGAAUGAAGUGACCCCACCAUAUGUACUUGCUACGGGCAUCACCGUAGAGGAAUAUGAACAACUUUGCAUCGGUGCAAUCAUUAAGGAAAUAAACAAACGUUGCAGUGAUGCUGAUGGAACUAACGAUUUUCCUUGGCCAAAUUUGGUUGUGGAAGUAGCCUAUACUGAAACAUUAGAUCAUGUAGAAGAAGCUUUGAAAUAUUGGUUAAGUCCUGGUCACGCACACGAUUGUAUUAUUGUAAAAAUCGAUCCUGUCCCCCAAGGCCAAGUACCGGUCCGUAUGAGGGCUUGGUAUUAUUUUAUAGAAGAUAGAAAGAUAAGAAAUACAAUUCCAUAUAGAACUAUGGUAAUGUUAGACUAUCCCUUAAACGGUUUAUAA